Messenger RNA from Dermacentor andersoni, 1060 nucleotides. RefSeq lists its product as uncharacterized. The record is from RefSeq and is a predicted model, not a curated record. NCBI's taxonomy places the organism in Eukaryota, Metazoa, Arthropoda, Arachnida, Ixodida, Ixodidae. Gene Ontology annotation, molecular function: alpha-1,4-glucosidase activity. Gene Ontology annotation, biological process: carbohydrate metabolic process.
GCGUGCUCGCUCAUUUGAACUGGUUAAACUUGCAGCACGCUGUCCUUGCUUUCAGCGCGUGGUCACGAUCCAGGGGUACUGGAUCACGGCCAAGGAUAAUGAAAACGGUUUCGAGAUCAGCCGGUUCAAUCCCAGCGCUCGAACGCAGAGAUGCUGACGUUCGGCAUGCUGGGUGUCCACCUGUACGGGGUCGGGGCCUGCCACCUGGCGAGCGUAACGAGGGAGGCGGAGGCCGAGCUCUGCCUGCGCUGGUUCUCCCUCUCCGUGUUCUUCCCGGUGCACCAGACUCUUGGACAGGCGACCACGCCGAUCCAGAGGCGUGUGGCGGCGCUGGCGUCGAGGGCGACCGCCCUGCGCCACUUCCUGCUGCCGUACGUCUACACACAGCUGGUGAAGGCAUCGCGCAGUGGAGGCGCGCUGGCGCGCCCCACCUACAUCGACUUCCCAAGAGAUUCAAAGACCCACGCAUAUCCUAAACAGUUCAUGUUCGGACCGAGCCUCCUAGUCACCCCGCAGAUAGAAACGGCCGCCUCCCUGCUGGAGGUGUACUUCCCUGCGGGCCGCUGGUACGACUGGUACAACAGCAAGCGCGUCGACAGCCUCGGACAGCCGGUGUUUGUGCCGUCGCCAAACGCCACGGCUGCAAUGUUUACCCGCGGCGGCACCAUUAUCGCGGGCAGAGCGCUCAACCGCUCCGUCACCAACAUCCAUUUGAUAGUGUCGCCGGACAACUCCGACUACGCAUACGGGGAGCUGAUCAGCGAUAAUGGUGUCAAUGCAGGAACAUUUGAUGCCGGCAGCUAUUCGGUGUUUCACUUCUCUUACAUGAAGGGCAUCCUGACGGGCCACUGCUCGGUGUGCCGGUGGGGGACUACGCUCCGAGCGGCGACCGUGUUCGGCGUCCCAGGCCCUGCGCCCACACGCGUGCAACUCAACGAGAGGCCUCUCAAGUUCGCCUUCGCGCGAUCGACGCUGUACCUUUUCGACAUCGGCCACAACCUGCGAAAACCUUUCGCCAUUACCGUGGGACGGCUCUGACGAGCGCAAUAAACGUGCUCGU